Messenger RNA from Pelmatolapia mariae (spotted tilapia), 2554 nucleotides. Its product is annotated as lysine-specific demethylase 9. Gene Ontology annotation, cellular component: nucleus. The record is from RefSeq and is a predicted model, not a curated record. The transcript is spliced from 7 exons. Lineage: Eukaryota; Metazoa; Chordata; Actinopteri; Cichliformes; Cichlidae. Bases 9 to 2288 code for a protein of 759 amino acids.
GUGCAAAGAUGGCAGCUCAAGUCGACUUGCUCCGUGCCAAAGUAGAAGACAAAAUGGUAAGGGAUCGUCUGGAGCGAUUCAUGAAAGAGAAGAAGAAGAAGAAGAAAAGGGACUUGUCACCGUUGGCCGACAAACGGGAGAGGUCUGAGAAAGAAGCGAAGAAAGUGAAGCUCCAUCACCACCAUCAUAAUCACAAACAUGCCGAGCACCGGAUCCAUCAGCCGCAUCAGCUGCAGCAAAAUCCCAAGCCCCACAACUUCAGCACGGACAAGCACGUCCUGCACAGCCACCAUCACAAUCACAGCCUCACCAACGGCACGAAGAAGCCCAUAUUUCCUCCGCCUCAGCCGCGAAAGGUGCCGGAGCAGCUACAGAAGAAGCAAACGGUGCCUUCACAGCCACCUGCGCUCUUCACUUUCACGCCUCUCAAAGUGGUCAAGGCCAAGCCCCAGGAAUUCAAAGAGAAGCCCAGGGAUAAGGACCUGAAACUAAAGCUGAAGAAGGAAAAUGAAGAAGCAAAUGUAAAACACGCCGAACUGAAGAAAAAGAAGGAGCCAAGGCCUCACAAUGAGAAUGGCAAGUCUUUAACACUAGAAGAAUAUCUCCUUAAGAAAAAAAAGAAGAAGAAGAAGAAUCAUGAGGAUGAGCACGGUGUCAAGAAGGUUCGACACAUGCACAACAAAGCCGUUCAGACUGUAUGCUCAGGGGCUGGAACAGAUCCUUCUCUGCCUGGCAGCAUUAAGCAUGAAAGCAAUCACCAUCCUGGCAGAGAUGCUGUCAACUACCCGGCCCACCUCCAUGCUCUCAAACAGGUUCACGCCCCCUUCUUUUCCCACCAGGACCACUACAUCCGCAGCUCCUGUCUCCAGACAGGAACACGAUAUGGACGCUUCAUACAUGAGGAAAGGCAACCCAAUGGUGGGGGGUCUAUCUUGCACGCCUAUGCUGACGAGUUGGCCUGUCUUAGUCCGGCUGAGAUGGAGUGCUUUGCCCAGGAAUUUCUGAAGCUGGCUUUUGGCGAAAAGCCUAAAGGUGCAGCCUCCUAUGCCUUGUCAGUAGUACACAAUGCAGCUGCAUACCUACCGGACUUCUUGGACUACUUUGCCUUCAACUUCCCCAACACGCCGGUCAAAAUGGAGAUAAUGGGCAAGAAAGACAUUGAGACUACCACUAUUGCCAACUUUCACUCUCAGGUGAAUCGGACUUACUGUUCAGGGACUUACCGAGCAGGACCCAUGAGGCAGAUCAGCUUGGUUGGAGCCGUUGACGAGGAAGUUGGAGAUUACUUCCCAGAUUUCCUGGACAUGCUGGAAGAGUCACCAUUUCUUAAGAUGACCCUCCCAUGGGGAACCCUCUCUAGUCUAAAACUGGACUGUCGCUCCCAGAGUGAUGAUGGGCCGAUCAUGUGGGUCCGACCAGGUGAACAGAUGGUGCCCACUGCUGACAUGCCUAAGUCUCCUUUCAAGCGGCGCAGGUCCAUGAAUGAGGUAAAAAAUCUGCACUACCUACCGAGAACCAGUGAACCCAGGGAGGUUCUCUUUGAAGACCGAACUAAGGCCCAUGCUGAUCAUAUUGGGCAGAGUUUUGACUGGCAGAGCACUGCUGCUGUCGGUGUACUGAAGGCAGUGCAUUUUGGAGAAGGAAAUAACCGACCACGUAUAACCAAAGAUGUAGUGUGUUUUGAUGCUGGGGACUUCAAUGAAGUUGUCCAGAGGCUGCAGCUGGAUCUGUACGAACCUCCAGUAGCUCAGUGUGUUCAAUGGGUGGAUGAUGCAAAGCUCAACCAGCUGAGGAGGGAAGGCAUUCGCUAUAUCCGCGCCCAGCUGUGUGACGACGACAUUUACUUUAUCCCAAGGAACGUCAUCCACCAAUUCAAGACAGUGUCUGCAGUCUGCAGCCUCGCCUGGCACAUCCGCCUCAAAGAGUACCAUUCAGAAGACAUGACCGCAAUGGAGGAGCAGCAACCCAACGAUCUCAGCCCCACCUCUGGUCGAGUGUCGUUUUCCUCCCCUGCCAGGCCCGAUGCCUCCAUAACCCCCUGUGCAAGACCACAGGGAGACAACAUCCAGGGUGGGGUGGCUAAAACUGAAGAACCCGAGUUCCAGAGGCCAGCAACACCUUCCCAGGAAACUCAGCCAGCCCCUCCACAGCCUGCUAAAUCUGCUCACCUCCCAACAACAUACAAGGAUCCCCACCAUUUCUUAGCACCAGUCCACCCUGGAUGUACACCUUCAAAAGAGCCCAGCCUUCCGAAAGCUCAUGGCCACACUGCAGACUUCCCAGAAUGACCUUAUGCCCCCAUCUACCCCCACAACCUAUAUUUCCCCUGUAAAGGAAUUUUGGACUUGGACUGACAUCUAUGUCAAUCAGGAAGCUUUUCAACUUAAAUUAUUGUUCACGCUUUUGUUUUUAAUCUUCAAAUGUUGUUUAUGAUGUAGUCACAUUUUUUCCCCUAAGUCCAAUUACAUCAUUUAAUGGGAUUGUAUAAUACAAUUUCUUAUUUUAUAUUGCUCUCACAUUCACUGUAACUCUCCACUGUUUUAUUCAGAAGCUG